Cylicocyclus nassatus is the source of this 2358-nucleotide messenger RNA. NCBI's taxonomy places the organism in Eukaryota, Metazoa, Nematoda, Chromadorea, Rhabditida, Strongylidae. The record is from the annotation of a GenBank genome assembly.
UUUUUUCACACUACGUCGUACCAUCAUACCGUAAUUACAAGUGAUUCAUAGCAAUCUCGGUUAAGGCGAGCGGUGGGCCAGCCAUGAUUGGCGGCCUUUUCGUCUACAAUCAUAAAGGAGAGGUAUUGAUCUCUCGUAUAUACAGAGAUGAUGUCACACGAAAUGCUGUUGAUGCCUUUCGAGUCAAUGUUAUACAUGCUAGGCAGCAGGUUCGUACACCGGUGACGAAUAUGGCACGUACAUCGUUCUUUCAUGUGAAAAGGGGAAAUGUUUGGAUAUGCGCUGUUACUCGGCAAAAUGUUAAUGCUGCCAUGGUGUUUGAGUUCCUGAACCGAUUUGCGGAUACGAUGCAAUCCUAUUUUGGAAAGUUAAAUGAAGAAAAUGUGAAAAACAACUUUGUACUAAUUUAUGAACUGUUAGAUGAAAUUUUGGAUUUUGGAUAUCCUCAGAACACUGAUCCCGGGGUCCUCAAAACAUUCAUAACGCAGCAAGGAGUUCGUACUGCGACAAAAGAAGAGCAGUCACAGAUAACUUCUCAAGUGACCGGUCAAAUAGGAUGGCGUCGUGAAGGCAUCAAAUAUCGGCGGAACGAACUCUUCCUAGACGUUAUUGAAUAUGUAAAUCUUCUCAUGAGCCAGCAAGGUCAAGUUCUUUCUGCUCAUGUUGCUGGGAAAGUUGCGAUGAAAUCUUAUCUGAGUGGAAUGCCGGAGUGUAAAUUUGGUAUAAAUGACAAGAUCACCAUCGACGGUAAAGGAAAGGGCGCUAGUGAUGAUCCAAAUAAAGCGGCUCGAGCUUCUGUGGCUAUAGAUGAUUGUCAAUUCCAUCAAUGUGUAAAACUGACGAAGUUUGACACAGAACAUGCUAUUUCAUUUAUUCCGCCGGAUGGAGAAUACGAACUGAUGAGGUAUCGAACCACGAAAGAUAUCCAGCUACCAUUUCGUGUUAUACCACUAGUUAGGGAAGUAUCAAGGAACAAGAUGGAAGUAAAGGUUGUGGUAAAAUCAAAUUUCAAACCAUCGUUGUUGGCACAAAAGAUUGAAGUUCGCAUUCCUACACCUCCAAAUACGUCUGGUGUUCAGCUCAUCUGCAUGAAAGGAAAAGCAAAGUAUAAGGCUGGAGAGAAUGCCAUUGUUUGGAAGAUCAAGCGAAUGGGUGGCAUGAAGGAGAGCCAGAUUUCAGCCGAGAUUGAUUUAUUGUCCACAGGUUCUGAGAAGAAAAAAUGGAAUCGCCCUCCUGUCAGCAUGAACUUUGAGGUACCGUUUGCCCCUUCGGGUCUGAAAGUCCGUUAUCUGAAAGUAUUCGAACCGAAAUUGAAUUAUUCGGAUCAUGACGUAAUUAAAUGGGUACGCUACAUUGGACGUAGCGGUCUCUACGAGACAAGGUGCUGAACGACGUCGUCAUAUAUGAAUUGGUCCAAGAAUCGCUUCUGUGUGUUGUUUGUAUGUGCUUAUUGUUUAUUAUAUCUUCAUUCUGUAGUCAUUCCAGCACUUCACUGAGUUAUCCCGGUGAAUAUAACACUUGGCAAUAACUUAUACCCAAUUUCACGUGAUUUCAUAGUUUUUCAGUUCACUUCACGCUUCUGUUUAGCGCAUAAUAUAUAAUAAGUUAUUUGUUAUCCUCUUUGUCGCAUAAUUAUCAGUUCAUAAUCAAAACAUUCAAAUCAUCUUUGCACAAUUGUACACAGCUCUUCAUGACUCAAUCAUUGCAACGGAUAUAGAUGUUGAUGAUGCGUGAAGUGAGCUGAAAGAAUCCUUGUUUGCCCUAAAUUUGAUGAGUUUUCACUUAAUUUAUGAUAAAUUCGCCAUAAUAUCGGGCCGGCCUGGGUUGGUCGGGAGAUCCGUCGUUGAGCAUUUUUUAUAAUUGAAAUCAUUCCUUAUACAGUAUGUAACUUGCGACUUAUGUAUAGAUUAUUUGCACCUUUCUAUUAUAAUAAGCACACUUGCCAUAGCCCGAUCGCGAGUGUCAUAGAGUCUCUCACUAAUAAUCGCAGCACUCUAGCUGUAAUUGAGUUGCUUAUCAACCUUCAUGCUCUAAGUUUGCAGUCAUCGUUGUUCGUAAACGUUUCUGUGAAGGUGAAAUUCACUACUUAUCCAUUUGGGACCAGGUGAGCUACUGGAACCGUAGUAGUAGUAGUAGUCGCUUGCUAAUUUUAUCAGUCUUGACCGAUAUUCUAUUAAAUAUUCUAUUAACUUUGACCGUUAUGAAAAAAUAUCUGAUGUUUAGCGUAUUUGCAUUUCUUUUCCAAAAUCUGCAUCUGCGAUCAUACGACUGAGCUUCGAUGUGCCGGCCCUGAAUUUUCUCAUCUCGAUGUGUUCCCAAAGGCAUUGUAAAUCACUAGUGCACAAAUAUAACUAUUUU